Pseudovirgaria hyperparasitica is the source of this 3040-nucleotide messenger RNA. Its product is annotated as AAA-domain-containing protein. Bases 400 to 2889 code for a protein of 829 amino acids. Gene Ontology annotation, biological process: intra-Golgi vesicle-mediated transport; Golgi to plasma membrane protein transport; SNARE complex disassembly. Lineage: Eukaryota; Fungi; Ascomycota; Dothideomycetes; Acrospermales; Acrospermaceae. The record is from RefSeq and is a predicted model, not a curated record. The transcript is spliced from 3 exons. Gene Ontology annotation, cellular component: Golgi stack. Gene Ontology annotation, molecular function: ATP hydrolysis activity; ATP binding.
ACAUUCACUCUGAUGACCCGGAACGGACUAGAUUGAGUAUCAGAUUGAUGGUGGCCUGAGGCAGACAACCCCAUUCCAUUUGCGGGGACAUAGGUAGCUACGUAAGGCUGAAGCUCUGUCUCGCUGGACAAAACCUCAAGUCCUCGAACAUCUACUGCUUCAAAUCACCUCCUUCAGUAACGAAGUUUCGUCCCCUCUCUACUCCUCUGUCAGAAAACUCAUAUUGAUUUCUGGCAGUUUCUUUGUUGUUCUAUACAUUUUAUGCAACACUGCAAGCAUACCACCUACAUUCUUACGUGCUACCUGUCCCUAACAUCCUGCUGCCUUGACCACUAAAACGUCUCUCCCAUACCUCUCUACUUCUCUUAUGAACUAGACUGUGGUGAACACCAAUUCAAGAUGUUCAAUCGGAACAACAUUCCCUCCAUGCCAAAUCCUUUUGGCUCACGACCCGAUGCUUCUCAGCGCCCCUCGCAGCACAACUACGACCGAGCCCCGCAGCAGCAACCCCCUCCGAACAGACAGCAAGGUGGAUAUGAUCCUCGAAUGGGUGGCGGCUAUUCAGAUCAAGCUCCGCAGUACGGUGGCCAGCCAGGGAUGCCCCCGCGACGAGCACCACCACAGCAACAAGGACGAGGCCAGAGUGAGAACGUAGUGCAGCUGAGACCCAUAAAAAGCCCUGGAGGCAAUGCUUUUGCGUUUGGCAAUCUCGCUGCUGUAUGUCCGCAAGAUUUCCCUUCAGCCCAAGGCGACAUAUAUAUCCUUAUCAACGGCACCUAUGUGCUGACUGCUCGACCUACGAGUGGGUGUCAGCCACGGGAAAUCGGGCUCACAGAUGCACAACGGACUUGGGCCGGAAUCACACUUGGUCCCAAUGAAAUCGUCAAUGUUUCGACUUACGAUGCUUUCGGGCCAAACUCGUUGUAUUUGGGAAACAUUAGUGUAGAAGUGGGAUUCGCAAGCCGAAAGAGCACAGAUACGCAGUACGACCAGGAUGAGCUCGCGGCGCAGGUCAUAAAAACAUUUUCAGAGCAAAUGCUUGCGCCAGGGCAAUCGCUACUCAUGGACUACAAGAAUAUUCCACUCCGACUCAACGUCAAGUCUGUCGAGUUGACGGAUUUGGCUUCUAUUGAGAAGCAGGGUGCGGGAGCUGGUCAAACACGAUCAGACCCUCAAGCUCGUGGGUUCUUGUUUAAUCAAACCAAGAUCGACUUCUUCAAGGACCCUCGGAGCGAAAUCAAGCUGAAGCCGUCGAACAGGAGGCCAGCUGCAAAUUCAAUCAUCACGCCUGAUUUUAAAUUUGAAGCGAUGGGCAUAGGUGGUCUAGACAACGAGUUUAGUGCUAUCUUUCGAAGGGCCUUUGCAUCUCGCAUCUUUCCCCCAGGUCUAGUAGAUCGUCUCGGAAUUCAGCAUGUUCGAGGUAUGUUGCUUUACGGACCGCCAGGUACUGGUAAGACUUUGAUUGCUCGGCAAAUUGGGAAAAUGCUCAACGCGAGGGAGCCUAAGGUCAUUAAUGGACCUGAAGUCCUCAACAAGUAUGUUGGAGCUUCGGAAGAGAAUAUCCGGAAGCUGUUUGCCGAUGCAGAGAAAGAGUACAAAGAGAAGGGCGACGAAAGUGGCCUGCAUAUCAUCAUCUUUGAUGAGUUGGACGCAGUUUGUAAGCAGAGAGGUAGUGGUGCCGGUGGUGGUACUGGUGUCGGUGACUCUGUUGUCAAUCAGUUGCUUUCCAAGCUAGAUGGAGUCGACCAACUGAAUAACAUUCUUCUGAUUGGUAUGACCAAUCGUAUGGAUAUGAUUGAUGAGGCACUGCUUCGUGCAGGUCGUCUGGAGGUCCACAUGGAAAUAUCGCUCCCAGAUGAGCACGGACGGCAUCAGAUUCUUAACAUUCACACGACAAAGAUGAGGACCAAUAAGAUAAUGGACACAGAUGUAGAUCUGGCGGAGCUCGCAAAGGUGACAAAGAACUUUUCUGGAGCUGAAAUCAGUGGUCUGGUGAAAGCCGCAUCCAGUUUCGCAUUCUCGCGACACAUUAAAGUCGGCACUAUGGCUGGCAUCAAGGACGACGUGGAGAACAUGAAGGUAAACCGAAGCGAUUUCAUCAACGCUUUAGACGAAGUGAAACCUCUCUUUGGUGUUUCAGAGGAAGAGAUCACGAAGCGUAUCAAUCGCGGCAUUAUCCACUAUUCACCCUUCAUCGACAAUAUCCUCCAGCAGGGCCGCUUGUUUGUAAAUCAAGUCCGGGCAACCGACAAUGCAACGUCUAUGCUUUCGGUUCUUGUUCAUGGACCACCUGGCUCUGGUAAAACUGCGCUGGCGGCUAAAAUUGCCAUCGAUUCUGAAGCCCCUUUUAUCAAACUGAUCAGCCCCGGCGACAUGAUCGGGUAUAGCGAAAUGCAAAAAGUUCAACAGUUCGAUAAGAUUUUCCGGGACGCAUACAAGUCCCCAAUGAGUGUUAUCGUCAUCGACAACAUCGAGCUCCUCCUUGACUGGGUAUCUGUCGGCCCGCGCUUCAGCAAUACCUGUCUCGUGGCGCUCAAGGCCCUCCUGGAGAAACAGCCGCCUAAGGAUCGCCGUCUGAUCAUUCUGGCGACAACCACAGAGCGCUCGGUCAUGCAGCAACUCAACCUCCGCUUCAAUCAGCAGAUCGCGGUGCCCAACGUCAAUAAACAAGAGGAGCUGGCGAACAUCUUGAAACAGAGCAGCAAGUUCGAGGACGAAGAUAUCCGCAGGGCGAUUGGUGAGAUACAGGAGGUGACCGGAUCGAAAUCGAUUGGUGUCGGUAUCAAAGAUGUUUUGUUGGGUAUUGAGACGGCUACCUCUAGCGGAGGCGAUGAUCUUGCAGGGACGUUUGCUAGUGUCAUGACCGGGAAGAUUGCAGAGAACUUAUAGAGUAUACGGACAUCAGAAGUGUUGAUAGAUAAGAAAUAUAAGAAACACGUGAUUGGAAUAUGACAAUCCAUCCGCAGAAGUCGACGAGCCACAAAUCGCAGAAGUCGACGAGCCACAAAUCUGGCAAGUUGCGUCGAGUAUGUAAUCCAUG